AGUCACAUGCUCUUCGCUUUUCCCAAUACAAACAAUGUUGAGUAGCGGCUAGAGCGGUGGUGACACUGCACAGAUAUCUCCUCCUAUAAUCACUUCCUCUCUACUCUUACUUCCGGCGAUCUCUCUCCGACGACCAAUGGACGUCGUUCUCCACGCUACUCUACCCUCCAUCACGCGCCUACGCGCGUCAUCCUCUGUUUCUUCGUCGUCUCUUCUUCCGCCGAGAUUUCUCGCCGUCCGGCCCGGCCACCAAUUCACCUUCUCUCUCAGCUCCCUUUCAAAGUCUCGGAGUCCUUCAGCUUCUUCCUCCGUCGCCACGUUGAUGGCGAAUUCGUCUUCGCCAAGAAAUGGAGUGUACACUGUUGGUGAGUUCAUGACUAAGAAGGAGCACUUGCACGUAGUGAAACCAACAACCACUGUCGAUGAAGCUCUGGAGAUCCUUGUGGAGAACAGAAUCACAGGAUUUCCUGUGAUAGACCAAGACUGGAAAUUGGUUGGGCUUGUUUCUGAUUAUGACUUGUUGGCUUUGGACUCCAUAUCUGGUAGUGGAAGAACAGAAAAUUCCAUGUUCCCUGAGGUUGACAGCACCUGGAAAACUUUCAAUGCAGUGCAAAAGCUACUCAGCAAAACCAAUGGGAAGCUUGUUGGAGAUUUAAUGACACCAGCUCCACUAGUUGUUGAAGAAAAAACCAACCUUGAAGAUGCUGCUAAAAUAUUGCUCGAGACAAAGUAUCGCCGGCUCCCUGUGGUAGAUUCUCAUGGCAAAUUGGUCGGUAUUAUCACAAGAGGAAACGUGGUUAGAGCAGCACUUCAAAUAAAGCGCACUGGUGAUAGGAACGUAUGAGUAAUAGAUCAAAACCAAACAAGGAAAAUAGCUUUACAGAGGAAAGCAAUGAUCAAACAUUCUCAAUUGAAUAAAAGUGAGAGACCUAGUAUUCGACAUUGUACCAUGUAUCAGAAUAAGAGCCAUAACUUAUAUUACAAGAGUGUGCCUCGAAGUGAAGAUUAGUAAACUCUAGAAGCAUCAAAGAUCUUGAUAGCAGACGCAAGCAAUUCAGCUUUUGUUGAACUCUAGUAGGUGGUAAGUGCACUACUUACAUUCUUUUUCUGCAGAGAAUCAGCUUCUCGUUUGUUUGAUAGGUUAGGUUAUCAGAUAUGCUUUGGGUAUUUGAUUCUCAUCCAA
Eutrema salsugineum is the source of this 1183-nucleotide messenger RNA. Its product is annotated as CBS domain-containing protein CBSX1, chloroplastic. The transcript is spliced from 8 exons. Bases 137 to 844 code for a protein of 235 amino acids. The record is from RefSeq and is a predicted model, not a curated record. NCBI's taxonomy places the organism in Eukaryota, Viridiplantae, Streptophyta, Magnoliopsida, Brassicales, Brassicaceae.